AUGCACCUCACUUACCCUUCUGGUGGCCUCUGCUGCAGGAUUGUCUCUUGGCUCGCAAGUCUUCUCUCCGCAUACAUCGUUGCCACGAAGAGGACGGAAGGACGCCCCAGACUCACCAAUGGCGAUGACGGCCACGCCGAUGUAGCGACCAGCGACUUCAUCGUCAGUCCCUUCUCCCAACGCCGACACUUCUAUGGCGACAUCCUGAGAAUGCGUCACAUCGCUACCUUCGAAGCAUCAUCCGCACUUGCUCUGGUAACGGGACUGGGUACCAAACGGGCGAAGGAGCUGAUCCGAGAGAUGAACAACUCUGACGGCCUGAUCCAAUUCACGCAAAUCAAUGAUCCGAGAUCUCAAGCCUUUGUGAACAUCGACCCUUCUAGUAAGAACGCUGGGUUUAUUUCUCGGAUCAUUAAUUUCGUUAUUGCUGCCGAUCCGUACGGAAACAUCCUGCGGAUUCGGCCAUGA
Drepanopeziza brunnea f. sp. 'multigermtubi' MB_m1 is the source of this 468-nucleotide messenger RNA. NCBI's taxonomy places the organism in Eukaryota, Fungi, Ascomycota, Leotiomycetes, Helotiales, Drepanopezizaceae. The record is from RefSeq and is a predicted model, not a curated record.